Lactuca saligna is the source of this 1464-nucleotide messenger RNA. The record is from the annotation of a GenBank genome assembly. NCBI's taxonomy places the organism in Eukaryota, Viridiplantae, Streptophyta, Magnoliopsida, Asterales, Asteraceae.
AUGGCGGCAUCUCUGUUCACAUACUCCUCAACCUCUCGAAGAGUCGUUCCUGCCCCAAACUCUCCUCCACUUCCAAUUCACAUCAAGGCAACCAAUGUCGUCUUCAACCCUGACAUUCCAGAGGUUCAUCGAGGUCUUGGACUCGAUGAUUUCGUCAAUUUCUUGGCUUCUUGCCGCCUUCGAUAUGCAAUCAGUGAUGUACCGUCCGAGUUCUUCCCUGAACAAACAUCUGUCUUCAUCACCGCAGAACUACUCAGUGCUGCUUUAAGGUUACCAAUUUUCGAACCCUUUUCUGAACCUCCAACUAUUGAAAGAUGUAAACGAAUAUUUGAUCAACUGGGCUAUGAUCAUUCAAAGGCUGGUACUCGAUCAGCUCUUAUUUUGCGUCAGUGCAUGACCCCAGGCUGGAAGUUUUUCACUGGUGCUUUAUGCAAGUGUGUGGGUCACAAGUCUCGCAGUGGUGAUCAAUUGAGCAAUUAUGAGCAACAAGUCGUCUGCUCCCUUCUUCUCAACAAAAGAUUAGAUUAUGGGGCACUAUUCUUUGAUCAGCUUGUUCAGCUUCUACGUGAAAAUGUGUGUGCUGAUCAUGUUCCCUUUCCACGCUGGAUUGCCCUGGUGUUCGACAAAUUCUUCGCUGCUGACUACUUUUCUCACUCUGGGAAUCCAAUCCAAUGCCCUCGAAUGUCCGUUCGUAUGUAUCAGGAUGAUCCUUUGGAUACUGACAUUGGAAUCUCCGAUAGGAUGAGAGAAUGGAUUGCCAAUCCAUACACUAUGCCUUCUCUCACCGCUGACACUGAUGAAGGAGGUGCUGAUGGUAAUCGUAUGGAUCGUGCUGAUCAAGAGGUGGAACAUCAUGAUGGCGGCCAUUUCUCCCCUCAACUUUCUCAUCACCUCAUCUCGGCCACUGGCAAAGCCUCCUCAGCACCACAGGAUUCCAUGCCUCUGGGGGAGCAACCAUCACAGGGGGAGCAUCAGUCUCAGGGGGAGCAUCCAUCACCAGCAGCUCACCACUUCUCUCCAAGGAUGCAACCUAGCUCUCCAGUUGCCCCAGGGGGAGAUACUGAUGAUGAUGCUGAUGCUGAUGAUCAUGCUGAUGGUGAACCAAAUGCUCAUGCUGAUGGUGAACCAAAUGAGAAAGACACAGAACCUGCUGACAACACUAUCUUUCAGCAUGAAUCACCCAACCCCAUUCCUGAAUCUGAUUCUGCGGGGCAUAAUAGUCCAGCAGCUACUGAAAAAUUGUUUGAAGACAGUGAGCAUGAUGAACCUGAUGAUGAAUGUCAAAUUCUUGACAUGAACUUCAUUGAUCCUCUCAUUCCAGUUCAGCAAGAAAGCUUAGAUGACCUUGAAGAAUCUCAUCCGAUAUUAGCCGAUCCUAUUGCUGAUCCCAUCAUUCCGGUCCAAGGAGAGGAUUCGGACAUUGCAGUGAAGAAUCUCAUCCGCUGUCUCGAAAGUGGAAGGUAG